GCAGCUCGAGACCAGCUCACCGUCACCGCCUCACGCGCUCAGCCCGCAGACCCGCCAACGAGAGGAGCGCGAGCAGCGACGAGAAGGCGUCUUUGAUCAGGCUGACUGGCAGUAAAGCGUUCCUACGAUGGAGGAGCUUCACGACGUCCAGCUGACGGAGAUCAAACCGCUCCUGACAGGACAGAAUGGGAGGAAUCUCCAGGACUUUGACUGUCAGGAGCAUGACGUGGAGACGGCCCACGGGGUGCUGCACGUCACCAUGAGAGGCGUUGCUAAGGGCAACCGACCCACAAUCCUCACCUACCAUGACAUCGGGCUCAACCAUAAGUCCUGUUUCAACAGCCUGUUUAACUACGAGGACAUGCAGGAAGUGACGCAGCAUUUCUCAGUUCUGCAUGUCGAUGCUCCAGGACAGCAGGAGAACGCUCCCGUGUUCCCCACCGGGUACCAGUACCCCACCAUGGAUGAACUGGCUGAGAUGCUGCCGUCUGUCCUGAAACAGCUUCAGGUGAACAGUGUGAUCGGUAUCGGUGUUGGAGCUGGAGCCUACAUCCUCACCAAACUGGCUCUGAAUGAGCCGACUCUGGUGGAAGGUUUGGUUCUGAUCGACAUCGACUCCUGUGCUAAAGGAUGGAUGGACUGGGCCGCCUCUAAGCUGAGCGGCUGGACGAGCAACCUGGUGGACAUGAUCAUGGGGCACCACUUCAGCGCUGACGAGCUAACGGACAAUAUGGAGAUCGUCCAGACGUACAGACUCCACAUCUCUCAGGAUAUACCGCAGGACAACCUGGCCAUGUUCUUCAACAGCUACAGCAGUCGUACUGAGUUGCAGAUAGAGCGUCCUAUCCCUGGUCUCAAUGAAAGCACAGUUACCACACUGGUGUCCCUGUCUCUGCUGGUGGUUGGAGACAUGUCGCCUGCUGUCGAUGUCGUGGUGGAGUGUAACUCAAGACUGAACCCCACCAAGACCACCCUUCUCAAGAUGGCAGACUGUGGAGGACUCCCUCAGGUGGUGCAGCCUGGAAAACUAGCAGAAGCCUUCAAGUAUUUUGUCCAGGGGAUGGGCUACAUGCCCACAGCUGGUAUGACCCGUCUGGUUCGCUCCAGGACUCACUCGGCCUCCAGCGUCGGCUCCUCAGACGGCAUCCGGAGCCGCAGUACCACCAACACACUGCCGGAGGGCGCCACCUCCUCCAUCCCCGGACACACGGCGGACCACGCCAUCGAAAUGACCGCGUAGGACCGCUCCUGCUCUGUUCUCUCUUCUCUUUACUCUUCGGUUCCUCUUCUUCUUCUUCUCCUCCUCCUCUUCCUCUGUGUGGAACAAACCGUUCCACGCUGUAGUUGUAAACGUUCUUCCCGAAGAAGAAGAAGGUCUCAUCUAACGUGGUAUAAAAGUAGAGAAUCCGUAGAUGUGACACGGCUCGGUGUCGGCCAUGUUGGCUCCUCCUCGUUUAGGAUGCUGGUGUUGGUUGCGUACUUCCUCUUCCUCCUCGCCUGGAGCCCGGCGGCUGUAGAUGUACCUGUUCUUAUUUACAUACAGUCGUGUCGUAUUUCUUCAGUAGACUGUUUUCAGAGCGGAUCAUCAGUUCUCUUUCCUUCAGUUUGGUCCUGAUCCUUCUUUUUAUUAUUAUUAUUACUCUUAUUAUAAUCUUUAUUAUUUAGUUAUGGCGUUACGUUGUUGUUGGUGGUUGUGUUGCUGUGAAGCUCGUUACUGAACCUCUUUUUCUUCACAUUAAAUGACUGUUACUUUAAGGGAAUAUUUCACAUAAACAUUAUCGGUGUACUCGGACAAAAGAGAGGGAACUGAGAAAAAAAAAUAUUUCCUAUAUAAAUUACUUAAGAACAAGCGAAUGUUUUAGCCAGGGUUAUUUUAUACACUACUUUUUUAAACCGUGAAUAAGGGUGAAAGAAAAAGUUUCUUUUGUGUUUGUUGUUGUAAUACUCAUUUUGGCCACACGAGGCUGAAGUGCACCACUACCUCGUGUUCUAAUUACGAUUAAAAGACUUUUAAAAAGUUUCCUCCAGAUGAUUUUUAAUGUUACAUCAUUUUCUAACAGACAAUUUGUAUAAAAAUAAAUUAAAACUCACCUGGAAGAAAACACAAAGCUUUUAGACCAAUUUAUAACAUGAGGUAGUGGUGCACUUCAGCCUUGUGUGGCCAAAAUGAGUAUUACAACAACAAACACUAGGAAUUUUACCCCCAAAACAUUUCAGAACCUGUUCUUAAAUCAUAAACACAACAGAAACAAUUAGAAAUCAGACUUAGAAAAUAUGAAACAGGAAUUUGACAGAAGACCUGUUGUAACAACAGAAGUAUGUUUAUAUAUAAAUAUAUAUAAAUAUAUAUAUAUAUAUAGCAAACUUCAAAACAGUGGGAAAAGCUUGAUGGUUGAUCGAUCAUUCUGUUUUUAAUGAUAAACUCUGCUAUCGUUCUUUUCAAACAGCCCAAAUAUCUUCAGCAGCACUUUGAGCUUGUAGACGACUUUUUCCUCCAGACAAAUCUUUCAGAAAAGGGCAGAUUAUGGUCUGUUAUUCCAGGAUUCAGAGGGUACGUCACUGAUAAAACAUAUAACUGUUGCUUCAUCCUCUGAAGGCGACCCGUCACCUCGUGCUAUCGGUGGAGAUGUUUCUGAGCAUGCCCGUUGCUCGUUGCUCGUUGCUGUUGUGGCAUGCGCUCUUUCUACCGUGGUGUCAGUCUAGAGAGGAGCUGAGAUGCUCAACUCAAGAAACCUCCUCCAGCUGACACUAAUUCACUAGUUUAAACCUUCACGGUGUUGUUUCUGUUUCUCUGGACUGAAAUCUGCCCGCGGGGGUUAUUGAUUACUGAUUAUCAGACACGCUGAUGAGCUCCUACGUGACAUCGAUUUGAUGAAUUUGCACUUUUAACUGUCGCUGUUUGUGUUCAGAGAGGACGAUGACGGACGGGUCCGUGUGGUUCAGAGCUGUGGUUGCUUAAACGUUUCCAUAGCGACGAAUGCUGUUUUUGAAAGUUGUGCUCCUGCCCCCCCUGCUGGAGGAACCAAGAGCAGCAGGAAGUAAAUCCUGGUGUUUGUUGAGCAGAACUUCAUGUGGACUCUUAGUUUCUUGUUAAUUAGACAUUUUGAAUAGUCCCCUCCUCCCUCGGCUCCAUAAGUAUUUAAUUUUUCACAUAAGCCUUUAUGUAUAUUAGGAUUUAUAAAGUGUUUUCACACUAUAAACCAGGAUCCACCCUAAACUCUGCUUCACAAAUAUUAUUUUAUUCUAUAUACACACACACAUAUACACUAACUGUAUCUCUGCCGUCUGUUACUUCUCUUUAUUAUAUUUAUUAAAAUCAUUACUUUUUGAGAUUUGUACUGAAGCGUUGGUGGCUGUUUCUGAGGUUUGUUGUUCCAUGACUUUUAAUGUAAACAAAGUUUGUAAUGAAAUAAAAGCUUGUUA
Molecule: messenger RNA, 3423 nt
Organism: Anoplopoma fimbria (sablefish)
Lineage: Eukaryota; Metazoa; Chordata; Actinopteri; Perciformes; Anoplopomatidae
Product: protein NDRG3-like
Exons: 16
Coding region: 128-1240 (370 amino acids)
Biological process (GO): signal transduction
Cellular component (GO): cytoplasm
Source: RefSeq, a predicted model, not a curated record